AUGCCCUCGUCGGUCAUAUUCAUUCCCAAAAUCACUAAUGGAAGGUGGGAAGAGACAGUUCCACAAGAUGCAAAUAUACUUAAAGCAAAGCAGAUGAUGCAAUAUUAUCUUCGAGGGUGCCUUUAAAGGAGAAUUAGUAUCCAGUUUAUCAGAAAAUUUCUUGAAUUACGAUCGGUUCUUAGUCUAAAGGUUUGCAGUGCUGCUUGCCGAAGCCCAUGUGCGGAGCCUCGUUGUGUGUUGUUGAUAUCCUGAUGGAAGGAGCCCUAUCAAUCGAGAUCUAGAAUGUGAAUUUACGUGUACUGCCGCGAAGUUGAAUUCUGCCAAAGACAGGCUAUAUCUCAAUAUGAAUCAAACCUAAAUGCUGAUUCUAGGUCAAGGUGCAAAUUCAGGAAGAGAACUUGGCUAGCAGACACGAUCAUGCCGCGUGAAGGAAAAAAGUUUACCAUACCGAAAAAGGCAGUCACUCGUGAGCUUCUUGAAAGAUGUGAUGAAAACUCUAGAGAGUACAAAAGUAUUUCAGCAGAAAUUGAGCAUUCUUUAUGGAAUUCAAAGUGUGGUUUGCAGAUCAACAGUAUUGAAAGAGUCAACAAUGAACAACUUGUUUCUCAGUUCAAUCAAAAGAAGCUUGAAAUGCAGAAAGAAAGUACAUUAAGACAGCAGAUGAUAUAUGGCUUCAAAACAGUUGAUAAUCAUGAUCAGGCAAAGAAACUUUGCAAGACAGGCCUGCUGACAGGUAACGACACCAAGGUAACUUGCCUUGGUGAUCCAGCUUGUGGUGUAUACCUCUCUCGGUGUGCUGAUGUGUUGAGAAGGUUCCCUCUGAAAUACAAUAAGCAGAUGAUCAUGGUUGUCUUCCAAAUCAUCAAAGGUCGAAUUUUGUCCAUUGCUGAGCAGCAUGGAAACAGUGGGGACCUUAUAGAGCCAACACCGGACCACGAGGGACACAUUUCAAGAGAUUUUAGAAAGACAGAACCGAAAUCUGUCAAAAACCCAAGCGCUUAUUCAAGAAUUUUUGACUCUUGUCAGAUCUACCUUUAUGAGAUGAACAAUGAGCUGGAAGAGUUCUACGUCAAAAGGCCGAGGCACUGUGUUCCGUAUGCAGUUGUUUUCUAUAGACUUAUCCAAGAGUCACCACCAGAACUGUUGGCUGCUGAAAUAAUCUCUAAGGUGCCAGUGCAAAGAUCCAUAGAAACAAAUGUACCAAUAGCGAAACCUAGGCCAGAGUCUUCAGAAAACGAUGAGCGCUAUUAUAAGGAAUUGGAGAAUUCCCUAACCGUCUGGACAGGAAAGCUGUAUAACAAAUCGACGAUUUUGACUGAUGUGAAGAUUAUAUGCCAUACCAAAGAAUUCUCUGGUCAUUUGCCUAUAUACAGCAACAACUUGACCUUGCGGAUGAAAAUGAAGCUCUCAACUCUGGAGGAGGCACUGCCCCAUUCAUUGUAUACUUCACCGCCAUUGAACUCCAAGUGUCCAAAAGUUCUGAAGAGAGGAAGAGAGUACCUGCAUUGUGAAAUGUGGCCGCAAAAUAAUCGGAGUACGAAAUUUGCGUUGCUGAAGAGAACAUUGAAGAAGAGAUCAGAGGUCUUGGUGUUAAAACUGCCACAGGGAUACGAUUUGUACAUUUUUCCAACGGGCAAUUUGACAAAAAGGCUCGGGAUAACACUCGAAGGAUAUCCGGAAACACUACAUCUAUUGUUUUCUCGCAAAACCUUUGACGAGCACACAAUUUUACGAGAGAAUCACAAGUUCUUAAAAGACGCUCGAUUGAUACUCGACUCAAGGCUUUUAGAACUUGAGAAACUUAAACUGACAACACCAGUUGCUGUGCCUCCUCCUGUAGUCGAUGUCAAUGAUUCGGAAUCUCCUUUUGAUGACGAGAAUGAAUGGACGGAAUACCCUUUAUUUUUUUCACUUCUUGAAAAGAACGAAAUAACGACCAGGAUUCAACGCGCCAGAUAUGCAGCUGAUAAAGAAAUGAUUUUGUCUGAAAAGCAGAGAUACAAGCCGAUUUUCAAAACUCCGUAUUUUACAACAAAACCAGGAGGAAUUCAGCUGCUCAGCUCAGGGUCUGAUCAUCAAGAGACCUCGAGACAUAUUCACGAAGAUUUACAUGCACAACACAAGCAAGACAUUGGGAAGCGUACUGACCCAAGGUAUAUUGCGCGCUCAAAAUCAAGUUCAAUUUCUGCAUCUCAUCCUUCGGUACCGGUUCCAUAUUCCCAUGUUCCUCAAGCUUUGUCACAUGCUGCAAAAAACAAGCAACCAAAAGACCCAAGGAUGCAGCAUUUCAUGCGCAACAAAAGGUCAGUUAGUUACAGCGGGGUUGAUCAGGACAGAAUGCACUUUGGUAGAAAUUCUGCAACAUCCCAUGGUAGUGUGGAAACCUUGACAAGAACCAAUGCGUUAAAACAGGCUGAGGGUAAAUCAAGACCUGAUGUAAUUUCUGAUAGGUCAGAUCGACUGCACGUUGUGAGUGCAGUAGGUUCUAAUGUUGACUUUGCGAGUUCCGAUUUACCUCCAGACAUACAAUACGACUCGGUAUCUCAAACCUUAGCUACUAAUCUUCGUACUGAGAUGCCUAGGCCCGCAUCACAUGCCGGUCAUAUUUUAAGGGAAACUCGUUAUACUGAAAAAAGAUUCAAGAGUGCAAGUGGCAACACACAUGGAGAUGAAGAUAUUCAUCCUGCGAACAGGGGGUUGGAAAAUUGUCCUGAUAGUUUUAGUGCAAAAGGGCUCCACUCCUAUUAUAAACAAAUAUCUGAGCCGACUUCCCAAAUGGUUAAUAUUUCUAGAGAAGCUGGGUUUACACCGCGCACAGAAGCUGAAAAAUAUCCCAGGGAUGAAGAUCUUCAUUAUGAAAAGGAGAGAUCGGAAAAGCAGUCUGACAGAUUCAGUGCAAAAGGGCCCCAUCCUUAUCAUAAACAGAUUGCUGAGCCUUCAUCGCAGAUUGAUUGCGUUUAUAAAGACAGUCGUUAUCCGUUGCAAUCAGAAACUGAAAGCGGAAACAAGGAUGGAACCGAUAAUAGACACAGAGAUUCAGAGCGUUAUUACAACAGUGAAAGGUUUGGCAAGCCUUAUACUAGCUUUGUUGCUAAAGGAUCUGCCUAUAGCCAUAAUCAGGUAUCUAGAGUCUCAUCAUAUGUAGACAGCAUUUCUAGAGGAGCUGUUCUUCAAUCGCAAAAAAAGAAAUCUGGGACCGAAAAUAAACACUUUGAUGAACCUGAAUAUAGACACAUGGAUGUAGAUCUUUAUCCUGAAGAUGAGGCAUUGGAAAAGCGCCAUACCAGUUUUGAUCCAAAAGAGCUUCCUCUAUAUCGUGAAAAGAUAUCAGAGCCUUCAUCUUUGUUGGAUGGUGCUUCCAGAGAAAGUGGUUAUCCGUCCCAAUUAGAAACUGAAAAUAGACUCAAGGAUGGAAGCGAGAAUAACUAUAGAGAAGCAGAUCUUUAUCGUGAAACUGUGAGGCUGGAAAAUCGCCAUCGCAGCUACGCCAAUCAAUGGUCUGUUUCUAAUACGGAUACAAACGAAAAUUGGGAAACUCAUUCAGAUACUUUAUAUACAGAGAAAAGUUCUACUCCAACAAUAGUUGAAGCAAAGAAAAUAAUGGCUACUGAAAAGCCAAGAGACCCACGCCUUAAGCUUAGUAUUCCAAAGAUAUCCAGUGAUAAUACCCAGGCACUAGAAGCCACUAAAGCGGUCAGUAGUGACAUACCAGACAAUAUUCCAUUGUCAAGUAUUUCUGCUGGUGGCACAUCGAGUGAGGCAUGUACAUCGGUGUCUCAUACGACUUCUGCGCAGAGUGUGUUAAACAGUCAGAAUUUGAAAGCUAGUAGUGAAAGAGAUGAAGAAAAGACUAAGGAGAAGGUUUCCAAACCGCCAGUAAAAGACCCGGCAAAGGAACCUCGGUCGUCACAGAGUUAUGAGCCUAAGAAAUCAAUGGAUGGAGUACAAAGCAAAGCAGAAGAGAAUGGUGCGAUUCAGACUGGUAAGCCACUGGGUUCAAAAAAGCUUGACAAAGGUGCAGGCUCCAGAUUUUCCACCAGUCAUUUUUGGAAACAAAGCAGUAUUGCCUCACCACAAACAGAAGGUUUACAACAGAGUGGCCAAAAUCAAGAUCAGAAUCAAAUUAAAGCUCCCUCAGACGUCCUUACGGCACCGCAAGUGACACUACCCUUAUCCGAUGCAAAAGCGACAGUACAUGUAGGCAAUAAGGUUGAUGGGUAUGAAAAUGCUAGAAAAAGUUCAGAAAAAGACCAACAAGCUUUACCGCCACCUCCAUUACCACCAGUACUUCGUAAUCUGCUGUCAGUGUCACCGACUACAGAUUCACAACCAGACAUCCCCAAAGAAAGUGACCCUGGAAAAUCACAAAGCGUAUUGUAUCCGGCAUUUAUUGCAACCCCACCAAUUCAAACUGCAGCUCUCGUGCAAGCUGCUAGAGCUUCUGCCCUAUCCACUGUUCCCAACCAUCCGAUUGUUAGAGAACUUACUCAACGAGGAGUUUUGCCAGGUUUUACUAAGGGGAAUGCAUUGAACAACGCUGAACAGAUAUUAUGUUCAGGUCUGGCACCGAAUAUCCCAUCCAUUCCACUGCCCGCACCCCCAGCGCCGACUGCCUUUAUGCAGAGCUUUAACCUUGUUGAUCCCCUGAACCGUAGUACCAAUUCACAUGUUGGUUCGACUUUCGAAGUGUCUACAUCAAAAAUUGGUGAAUUUGUCAGGUCGCAUGAAGACGAUAAAACUGCGCUAACAGGAGUUGAUUGUGCUGGCAAGACAAGCGGUAUUGCUACAGAAAAGAAGGUAGAGAAUGCAAGUGUGCUACCUGUUGACAGUCAACCUUCAACUGAACUGAGAAAGAAAGAAGGCCGGAAAGGUCUUGAAUAUGCUGGAGUAAGUGAUCAAGAUCCAAGCAGCCACGACGAGACGAUGAAGAGAGAGCAAAUUGAUCAGAAUGGGCGUGACAGUCAGCGCAAAAAAGACCCAGUGAACGAUGCUAGAUUAGUUUUCAAUGACCGGACAUUGUCUGGUCAGUUGAGAACGGCAUCAGGCUCGGCAGAAAUGCCUGUUAAUGAAGAAAGAGCGGGAAAGAUAAAGGAUUCUGUAGAAGCCUCUCAAAAUGAUUCAAAACAGAACAAAAGCCACAUCUCUAAUGAAGACACUAACAGCGAAAGAUGCACCAGUUUGAGCAGUGAUGUCUCUACAGAUUCUAGUAGGACAGAGAAGUCUCAAUUAAAUAAGCGACGAAUUCAGCAUGACGAGCACCCAACAGAAGAAAGUUUAGAAGAGGAUAAAAAUCAUUCUCAGAAGCCAAAACUCAGUGGCUCGUUGAAAGACAAAGACAAUAUUCUCAUAACAGUUAUUUCAAGUGAUAAAGAUACAUCCAAUAGGGGAAUGAGUCAGGGUAAGGAACGGGUACCUGUGGUUGCUCCACCCAGUGGGAAGGAAGAUUUGCGAAAGAAAAUAAACGAAAUUAGAGAAGAGAGAAUUAAAAAACAGGCAGGUUUGCACGGCCCAGGAGAGAUCAGUGACGGUAACGAUCAUGGUGAAAAUGCUGAAAAGGUUGCUGAAUUAAAACAAGAUAGUGUUUCAGAUAGCUCUCUAAGAAAAGAAAAGAAGUCACGAAGGGUUGUAAGGGAAGGAAGGAAGAGAAGGCGAAGUAGAUCGAGAAGUGGUGACGGACAAAGAAGCUCGUCUUCGUCAUCAAGAACGAAGGCAACUCACAAAAGCGUCUUUAGAGAUUCUCGAAGAAAUGAUAGAGCCGAUAGAAGUUAUGACAAAGAUUACAGGCGAGAAAGGAGCCCUGAGGGAUCCCGCUAUUACAGUAGUAGCGAGAGAGAGUCUCCUAAAGGUAAAUAUAAACGUGGCAGAGAAAAAAGGCGUCGACGAAGUUCUUCAUUAUCCCUAUCAGAUUCAGCAAGUGAUCUUAGUCCAUUGAGCAACAAGCGUUCUAAGACGUCUUCUAGACCAGCAGAACCAGACUCAAGACACCCACAAGUCUGCAAAGAUGACGAAAAGAAAAUCCCGGCUGGUGCUUCUGCAAGUGGCAAUAUCAUGGAUGUACAACCUAUACCUACUAUAGAGGAAAUGGUGGCAAAGAGUGCAUUGAAAGGACUAGAAAGCAACGUUAAAAACACCGCGACGGCGGUUCCUUUUGUGCAAAAUAACGUGGUAGUCCCCCCGCGCGGACAAACGACCUCUGUGAAUUGGUAUGAUACGGAAGAGGUAAUGAAGUAUGGUGUCAACGAAGAUGCGUUGAGUAAUGCUCCCAAAGCAAAUAAUACAAAGGUGCCUGAGCAAAAGACACCUGAUAAACAUGAAGCAUCUACCGUCAACUACAAAGCCAAAGAAGCUGGGGAAGGUGUGGUUUCAGAAGACCAAAUUUUUGAUGAAAUUUACAGCCCGUCAUCCCCAACAGGCGAUUUCGAUUUUAGCAGACCAGCAAUUCCUGAUCUCGUAAUUCUACCAAACCACGCUUUCGAUAUAAGAAAACCACAAACCGUUCAUGGACAUUCUGCCAAGGUACCAGGCAAAGGUUGGUUGGCCACGGUGGGGGAUUCGCAAGGUUAUGGAGAUGGUAAGGCGGAAGAAGCAGAAUGCACCGCCACUGUUGAUAUGGAAAUAUCGGACGGUGGAGGUUCGCAAGAUAGUAUCUCAAGCGCCUCUAAACGGCGAAAGUCUUUUGACAGCGAGGACGAAAGCCAGGAAAAAGCCGAUGAAAUGAGUACUCCUGAUGUCGAGGCAGAUAAUUCCCACGGACCAUCAAUAAUUAUGCAAAGUUUGAUGUCAUCAUCACAGAACGCGGCAAAGGUGCUGUCGAAGAAUCUCGUCAUUCAAACUGGCCAACAUUCAACCCCAAUCUCAGGCGGUAUUGGUAAACAUUUAGAAGCAGCCGUCUUUUCCAAAGAAACUUUGCCGAAUCACACAAAAGAUCGCUACAAGCAGCAAGAAAAUAACGAUCUUUCCAGCCCUAGUCAGACUAGUUCAAUCUCCAAAGGUGUUCCAGUUCCUCUUUGGGAAGAUUCCAGUGCUUCAGAAAAUCGCACCCAAAUUUCCACGGAAAAAUCUGUUGUACGUGUCAGCUGUAGCACUAACAUUGUGCCGGUAGAAACGUCUUCGUUAGACAGUGAACAAAGAAAAGAAUUAGAGAAGAACUUGAUCCGCAAAGAGAAGAGUGGCUCCCUGUCCCGUCCUUGGAUAGGUACGCCAUGGAUGGACUCUCACUUUGUUCCUUCUAGCGAGUCGCAGCUAUUAAGAAAAUCUAAAGAUAGUACUGCUAAAAGUGUGAAGGAUGCGAAAGGAGAAUCCCGUUUGGAAAGCAAAGAUUCAAGCCAGAACCAAGGUACUACGACCAGGAAGAAUGGCCAUAGCAAACCUAGUGAUUCUUCUUUGAAAAGCAGGUGGGACGUAAAUGGUGGGAAAACUUUAAAGAAAACCGAAACUGUUACCGUGUCGAAACCAGCAGCUGCAAUCAACAUAACAGGCCACGUUAAAAAUGCAGGUGUUUUGAGUUCUUCUUCAAUUUCCUCGCCCAGUGGAAAGAGCAACGCUCCUGUGCAAGUGGAGUACAUUUAUAAGAAAGGGGCGGGUAACCGGGUAGGAACUGACCAAAGCGUUUAUCAAGCUCAAUCUACCAAUGAGCCCCAAAAUAGCCAUUUUACACCAUCAGGGUCCGAUAUGGAUUUGUCUUCAAUAGACAGUGAUGGCUGUGAUGAUGAGAUUAAUGAUAAAGCCACAUGUAAUGGAGCCAUUGUCCAAUUGCCAACUGACAAGCACGUCAACCAAGCUCAAUCAAGCAAUGACCCUCGUCUUGCCAAUUCCGGCUCAGACAUGGAACUGUCUCCGUACGAAGAAGAAAGCAGCAUUGAUGGAAAAGCUGACACAGCCUUGGCAACUGUAGAAGAAUUAUUCGAUGGAGAUAGAAGCAUAGGACAAUCAGUGACUCUGAAUAGAAGUUCUGAAAUUUGUCCACUGACAGGCAACCAAAGGCAUGGGAGAGUAUUUCCCAACUUACAUACGUUAGGCCAUAUCCACUGUGCUAAAUCAAAACUAUUUGAUAAAGCUGUCACCGAUGUUUUCAAAAGCUUAGAAAGCCGAAUAUUUAAGCUAAAAAUGAAAAAGUAAUAUAAUUCGAAGAGGAUUGAACAUUUGUAGAUGUAUUCUUGUUUGCCCUAAUAGGCCCAUUUUCACAGUUUUGCUUCAGUUUGUCAGCGCUGACGCUGCUGAGUUUUAUAAUGUUUGAAUUUUAUGAACGUUGUUAGUAUUCUUGUUCGGUAGGAUUCCCCCAAUUCAUGGCAAGAGUUGUAUCUUUUCAGAGAAACCUUGGAAAAGCCAGUCAUUAGCUAGUUCCUGCCCCUCUGAUUUUACUUUCUACCAAUUCUGUAGAAGCCAAACUUGCAUUUUUAGAAUCACCUUUCGUAAACAAUUCAUGUUUCUACUAAAUUUACCAAAUAAUUUUUUGGCUGAUGUUCCAUGCUCUGAAACAACUGUCAUUUUCCAGCAUCUUAACAAUCCUUCUACUCAGGUCCAGUUUAUAUUGAUAGUGAAAAUCUUACAUAUUUUAAAAAGGUUGAAUCUAAAUAACUUCAAGCUCCAUUAUAAUACCUAGGCCCCGUUCACACUUGACCGGAUGGCUAUCAUUGCCUAAUAAAUCGAACAAUCCGCAGGGGAAUUUCGAUCUCGACUUACAACAAAAACAUUCAUUUUUCUUGCAAUUUAUUUCUUAUUAAUCUUGUUUUGAACAGAAUUUCUUUCCAAUAAUACCCCUCAAGUUUCCGUUGGAAAUAGUCUUUUACACAUUCAAACGAUUUACAGCUCUCGUCUACUGAAGAAAGUUGUAUACACAAAAUAAGUUUUUCUGUAGUUUCGACACAACUUUGUUGUGGAGUAUCAAUACUUUGAAUAUACUUUUUACAGUUUUACAAAAAUUAAGUAGAUUCGCUAAUGGCAGAUUUAAUGCCAAACAAAUAGAAAAACGUUUGGAUUAAUGUGGGGGUUGCUAUGACAACAACCUAUGUACCUGGUAUGGUGUGACCGAAUAAGCAGUCUGGUGCGGUUGAAUAGAAAGCAUCGUUGUACGGUAUUAUGCCAACGGAGUCCUAGGUUGCUCAAAGCCCACUGCGGAAUAAAAUGUUUCUUAUAUAUGAAAGCACUUUCGUUGCGAUAUUUUAAUGUAAAUUUGCCACCUUUACCUUGCUUUUUAUAUCUUGAUUACCAUACGUCAUAUGUGCGCAGUUUUAUGCUGUUAUGUUAUUGCAUAUUUGUUAACUGCUUUUACAACACACGUGUUCUUGAUUGUUUAGGGCUCCAUGUAAAUAAGGUUGUCGUUUAUAUGGUUUUGCGCAGAUCUUUAGUUGUUCCCUAUCGCAAGGUGUUAUUGUCAGAUUUGGCCUUCAAUUGAAAAAAUAGUAACCAGAUGUUCAAAUUUUAUUC
This is a messenger RNA of Rhopilema esculentum, 9426 nucleotides long. RefSeq lists its product as uncharacterized. Gene Ontology annotation, cellular component: nucleoplasm. Lineage: Eukaryota; Metazoa; Cnidaria; Scyphozoa; Rhizostomeae; Rhizostomatidae. Gene Ontology annotation, biological process: negative regulation of gene expression, epigenetic. The record is from RefSeq and is a predicted model, not a curated record.